AUGAGUGACCUUCAGAAAGCCUGGGCCAAGAAUCGCCUAAGUGCUAUAUCUCCCGAGAGCUUCGACGAGCGGGAGGAAGAUGAGACUAGUCACGCCGUCUCUGAACUUCCGGAGCAUGUCGACGACGACUCGUCCUCAGCUUCGUCGGCUUCCUCCACGGGAACCGUCAUACCUUCUCCAAGUCAGAACCUAUUUGCCAGACCACAGGGCGCGCCGAGAGGACGAUCGCUGCAGCAGAUCCCAUGGACUACCUACUUCGAGAGGGAACUAUUCCUCCACGAUCCAGGUAGCCCUGCCAACCCAAGCAUACAUGCCUACCUAACAUCCCCUGUCGGAAAGGGCCCGCUGUUUGUCAUGCAUCAUGGUGCCGGCUCGUCCGGCCUUUCCUUUGCCGUGGUCGGAGAUGAGAUUCGAAAGCGCCUCCCAUUUGCCGGCAUCCUCUCCAUCGAUGCGCGGGGCCAUGGUUCAACGAAGACGCCAGAGCCGGAAGCAAACAGCCUAAGUCUUGAGACCUUAGCUGCUGAUCUCAUCGCUGUCAUCCUACGGACCCAGAAAGAGAUGAAGUGGCCUGAGUUGCCUCCCAUUAUCUUGGUUGGGCACUCCUUAGGAGGCGCCGUCGUCACCGAGGUUGCAAGGACCGGGAACCUUGGUAAUGCGCUGCUAGGCUAUGCCGUCCUUGACGUAGUCGAGGGCUCCGCUAUAGACGCCCUUCAGAGCAUGCGUUCUUAUCUUACAACACGACCCGCCGGUUUCGCCACCUUGGAAGCUGGAAUCGACUGGCAUAUCAGAUCGAGAACAAUUCGCAACUCACUCUCCGCACGUACGAGCGUUCCAGCUCUGCUCACCCUAAGCAGCAAUGCGAGCGACUCGAGGCCCUGGAAGUGGAAGACAGACCUCGGCGCAACCGAGCCAUUCUGGGAAAACUGGUUUGCGGGUCUAAGCAAAAAGUUCCUGGGCGCUAGGGGCGGGAAGCUACUCCUCCUGGCCGGGACGGAUAGAUUGGACACGGAGCUGACCAUUGGCCAGAUGCAAGGGAAGUAUGCCUUGCAAGUAUUCCCAGAGGCGGGCCAUUUCAUACAUGAGGAUUUGCCUGAGAAGACAGCAGUUUCUCUCGUGGAUUUCUAUAAGCGGAAUGAUAGAAGUGCUCUCGUACUCCCACCCAAAGUAUCCGACCUGAUAAAACAAGGCAAGAAGGUUUAA
This is a messenger RNA of Hypoxylon fragiforme, 1200 nucleotides long. RefSeq names its product protein phosphatase methylesterase. Lineage: Eukaryota; Fungi; Ascomycota; Sordariomycetes; Xylariales; Hypoxylaceae. Gene Ontology annotation, molecular function: protein methylesterase activity. Bases 1 to 1200 code for a protein of 399 amino acids. The transcript has 3 exons. The record is from RefSeq and is a predicted model, not a curated record. Gene Ontology annotation, biological process: protein demethylation.